Molecule: messenger RNA, 1555 nt
Organism: Entrophospora candida
Lineage: Eukaryota; Fungi; Glomeromycota; Glomeromycetes; Entrophosporales; Entrophosporaceae
Source: the annotation of a GenBank genome assembly
AUGAAUUCAACAAUUUUAACAACCAACUAUUUCAAGACACCAUCAGAACAAUGGAGUUAUAUAGAUUUCUACAAGUAUCGACAAAAGGAAGAAAAUUUUACCUUUAGUUUUAGAAAGGAAUCGUUUAUAUUACAAAAAAAUCUCACGUCUCUUCAAGAAAAGUUUCCAAAAGCAAAAAAAUUACUGGAAAGCUUCAAUAAUCAUCGAAUACACCAUGAAGAAGUUCAUAUGUUCUGGAUAAAAAUUGAAAAUAUGAUUGGUAUUAUGGAACAAGAAAAUCUGGAAAAACAAAGUUCUUUACGAACAUUACGAUGUCAUGUGAAUAUUAGAAGUAAAACCCAAGAUAUGAUGGAGAGUAUGGCUGAUGAAACUACAAAAAGUUUAACUGCUGAGAAUGCUCGAAAACAAUUAUAUUCCAUGACAAAUUUACCAGAUGAUAUGUUUUCUAACACUAAUGAAUAUAAAAAAGCAAUAGCUGGAGUUUAUGAAGCACAAGGAAGAAUCGAAACUUUAGCUAGUCCUUUGUGUUGGGGGAUUCUUGAUUUUAGGGAAGAAAAAAUCCACCCCUGUACUGAUACACCCAGAGCAAAAAAUUUUUUAUCUGAAGCAAAAAUUCAAAAUCUUCAACAAAAUAUAAAUGAAAUUAUUAAAAAAGAGUCAAAUUUAAACUUGUCUUCUCAUGCUUUAUUAGAAGUACUACAAAGCAGUGAACUAUUUAGUAUUCAAGAACUCAGCAAAGAAAAACGUGCAAAAGGGAUGGUGGGAAUACAAAAUUUACUUAAGAGUAACAUUGAAGAUGAUACAAGUCUUCAAAAUUUAAAUAUAUAUGAUGAUGACACCCAAUACAUUGGUGAAUGUCUAGAUGUAACGAAUGAAUUGAUCAAACUGUAUAAUGGAUCUUCUAAUUCAGAAAGAACUGUUGAUAUGAUUUUAAUUGGAAGAUAUGCAAGGGCACCAGGGAUUAAAUAUAUUUAUGGAGAAAACCAAAGUGAUGCUUCAAGAGAAGAAAAAACAAAUCGUUCAAAUUGUUCCAGACAUGGAAAAUCAUGUGAUUUCAUUUUUCUGUAUAAUAACUGUGAAGUUGGAGUUGGUGAGAAUUCAGGUCCAAAAUUUAAAGAUCAUCAUAAUAAAGGUGCAUCUAACUUUAUUGAUGUCAUGAAAGUUGCUAAAGCACAACACAUAAAGAUGAAAUCUCAAUGUAUAGAAGAAAGUGGGAGUAGUUCACUUUCAAUUGAAAUUGAUGAAAUUUUAAAUCGUAUAGCAAUUCCUUUUUAUCAAAUUAUUGGUAUUAAAAUUAGAUUUUAUCUAUUAUUACCAAUAAAUGGAGAUCUGUAUGGAGUUUUUGAGUGGGCUCUUCAAGAACUUCCAUCCAAAGAUGAUGAUAAUCUUAUUAAUAGAACUGCACGGCUUUAUAAAGUGGCUUUAAAUAAAAGCCGAAUUUUCAGAGAAAGUCUUUUGGUUCCUCAACAUGUUAAAAAGUCUGUUAAACUAAGUUUGAAAGUGUCACCAAAAGCAAAAAUAAGACCAUCUUCACCAUCACCUUGUUUUGAACCAA